AUGGCGGAAGCCCACAAGGAGCCCGUGGGAUUCUUCGAACCUCGCAUCAAGGAUGUCAAAUGCCGUGUUUAUCAUCAGUGGGCGAGAAUAGUAUUGCUCCUAUGUAUCUUCCGCGUCCCACAGAAAAUGCAUAACCUGACCGUUUGGGUGAUUGAUUUUGAUGGCCAGGAAGAGACUCGACAUGAUGUGAGGGAAGAUCCAAUCGUUGGGCCAGCCAUGAUGAAAUUCACACAUUCCAAGGCGAGUGUUACGACGGGUCUCGCAUACACGAAUCAGUCGCCGGCGGAUUUCAAUUACGAUCCCCAGGCCCUGAAGCAAGCGGUGUACGAUGAACACAUCUAUGCAGCCGUGAUUGUGAGUUUUAACGCAACGGCCCUUCUCUUGCAUGCUGUAAGGAACGGGGACUCCGCCAACAGACCGACAGAGGCCGCCCAGUUCGUCACAAUCAGUGCCCGAGAUCAAACCACAUACUCGACUUACAUCGAGCCCGCACUCAACACCUUUGAGUGCGGGUUCAUGGGCUAUUUUGGGCGUCGCUGGGUGGAACAACUGGCUGAGCAGAAUACCUCGUCUCAACUGCUGCAGACAAACGCCCGCCAGGCCGUCAAUCCUGCCAUCGGGUUUGACCGGCUCGACUUGCGGCCGUUUUCCUCCGCCGUGGCCAUCCCUGCCGUCACGGUCGCCUGGCGGAUCACAUCCAAUCUGGCCGCGUGUUGCUUUCUCGCCUUCAGCUACUCCCUGGUCUCGCUUACCUUCCAGAUCCCAUUCAACAACACCCCCGCGCGCGGGUUCGGAUCGGCGCUGAACUCGAAUGCGUACGAACGCGGCUCCUUUGUCUUUUUCUGGAUGCUGAAUUGGGUCGGCAUGGCCGCCUUGGAGUUCCCGUGCGAAAACAUGGCCAUGCUGCUCGGAGCCCCGUACAGCUCCAUCUUUCCGAUCGUUUGGGUGAUAACGAACGCCUCGACGGGCUUUUACGCCUUGGAUCUGGCACCCUCUUUCUUCCGUUGGGGAUACGCGCGGCCCCUGCACCGAAUUGUCGAAGCCCUGCGCACAAUUCUCUUUGGGACUCAUUCGCGUAUUGGAUAG
Messenger RNA from Aspergillus fijiensis CBS 313.89, 1086 nucleotides. Its product is annotated as SNG1 family protein. The coding region runs from base 1 to 1086 and encodes 361 amino acids. Gene Ontology annotation, cellular component: membrane. The transcript is spliced from 5 exons. The record is from RefSeq and is a predicted model, not a curated record. NCBI's taxonomy places the organism in Eukaryota, Fungi, Ascomycota, Eurotiomycetes, Eurotiales, Aspergillaceae.